AUGUCGACAUCUCAGAAUCCACCUCCUGAGACUGCAGGGCCCAACUUAUAUCUAGCAAAGCCAAGAACCGAUAAAGAGCGACAUAUCCGCCGUUUACUGGUUGCGAACCGUGGGGAAAUAGCAUGCAGAGUCGUGAAAACCGCCCAGACCCUCGGCAUUGCCUGCAUUGUCAUCUACACAGAAGAAGAUCGCGACAGCUUGCACGCAACUGCAGGUCAGGAAGCUGUUUGCCUUGGGCACAUAUCUCACGGCCGGCAGAACCCAUAUCAGGACAAAGACUUACUAGUGCAGACAGCUCUCGAUGUCCGCGCUGACGCAGUUCACCCGGGCUACGGCUAUCUCAGCGAAAAUGCUGACUUUGCCCGCGCUAUUGUGGCCGCUGGUUUGAUCUUUGUUGGACCUUCACCCGAAUCCAUAUUGGCAUUGGGAGACAAGCGUGAAGCUAAGAAGUUCUUAUCUAUGCAUGUGCCCGGUGUCCCUCUAAUUCCAGGGUAUAAUGGAUCGAGUCAAGAUGAGGCGGUGUUGGCUGCUGAGGCGGACAGAAUUGGAUAUCCCAUUCUGAUCAAAGCCGCCGCCGGCGGAGGAGGUCGUGGGAUGAGAAUCGUGCAUCACGCCGAAGAUCUCCACGAAGAACUUAACCGUGCCCAGUCAGAAGCUCUACAUUCAUUCGGCUCGCCGGAUUGCCUCUUGGAAAAGUACAUCGAGAAUGGCAAACACAUAGAGAUUCAGAUUGUGGGGGACGCGAGUGGUGACAUCUUAUCGUUAUAUGAGCGAGAAUGUUCCAUCCAAAGAAGACAUCAGAAAGUGAUUGAAGAGGCGCCUUCCCUGUGGUUACUAGACACGGUUCGGGGCCAGAUGGCUGAAACGGCGCGGUUAAUCGCCAAGUCAAUGGCAUAUGAAAAUGCCGGCACUGUCGAAUUCAUGGUUGACAUCCGAACGGGUGCAUUUUACUUCCUGGAAGUCAACACGAGGAUUCAAGUUGAACAUCCGGUCACUGAAAUGAUCACAGGAGUCGACAUUGUUGCCCUACAGCUCUACGUUGCUUCCGGCGGCCUUUGGAUGGAAGAUGAAAUCCUCAAGCACGGGAUCAAAUCAACUUUCGGCCAUGCGAUCGAGUGUCGUCUGUGUGCUGAAGAUCCGGCACAGGAUUUCUUACCAGAUUCCGGUCUCAUACUUCGCUGGACUCCAGGAACAGUGUUUCUGGAUCUCUCUGAGCGGCAAGGCGUGCGAUUUGAGACAGCACUGCAGACUGGUGCGAAAAUCAGUGUCUUUUUCGAUUCCAUGAUUGCAAAGAUUGUGGUUUGGGCGACUACCCGUCAGGAGGCUAUUUCCAAGAUGCUCGCUGUUCUCAAGCACACGGUUUGUAUUGGAGUCAAGACCAAUCAGCACUUCCUGCAGCGAUGUUUGUUGCAACCGGAUUUCGCGAAUGGUGUCUACUCAACCCAAUUCAUCUCCGGGCAAGAGCAGGCGUUGUUACAUUUCGUGUUACCAGAGCCAUUCUUAGAUCAUGCGAUGGGGGCAAGCAUUGUGCCUACUAUUCUGUCACGAAGUGUGACUACCAAGGGGCGAUAUCGGCCUUUCAGCAACGUUCGUACCGGGUUUCGCAAUCAAAUCUAUGAUCAGAGCAACAGAAUUACAGAUAUUGUGUCUGUUCAGAAUAGAUCGACCACUUCUAUUGAUAAUCCGUCGUUAUGGUUCCACAUCAACUGGCUUCAAAGAGACAACUCAGCAGACGUUGACUUGUACAACAUUCAGCCCUUCAGCACUACAGCCACCACACUAGAAGCGAAGACAAGUCAUCGAGACGGCGAAAGCAACAGUGCUCCUCUCAUUAGACACUUUCAUCAGAUUUUUGCGAACAUGCCUGGCUGCCAGGACUCGGAGUCACCUCGAACUCGCACAGUACGCGUGAUACAAUCCUCGCAUCAUCAUGCAGCUGGGAACAUCACAACCGGUUCAAAAAGCCCCAGCAAGUUGGAGUGGGCAAUUGCUGACUUGGUCGUUGAGAAUGAUAAUAGAAGACAGUCCUAUUAUAUUGCGACCAACCCGUUGAGCAGAACCCCACUUGACAAGGAGCGACCACAUCGUGUGUGGUGCCACAUUCCAGCCUUGGGUACAAAUAUAAUGCUCGAGCAGUACUCGAAGCUUUCGUUUGCAGAGUCUCAUCGGAAGUAUUUUAGGAAUGGAGAUGCUCCGCAUUCUGAUCCAGAGCGCACAUACAAGGCUCUCAUGCCGUGCAAAGUGCUCAAGGUUUUGAAGCAGAACGGUGAGGCGGUGAAGGCUGGCGACGUUCUUCUGGUAAUUGAGUCGAUGAAGAUGGAAAUGAAGGUUUCUGCCAUGACAGACGGUCUAUUUCAGUGCGCGCUGGGUACGGGCGAUGCUGUUGAGGAAGAAUCUGUAUUAUGCCAGGUUCUACAAGAACAAAGCCUCAAUCAGCGUGGAACGUGUUGCGAAAAUUAG
Messenger RNA from Fonsecaea multimorphosa CBS 102226, 2460 nucleotides. RefSeq lists its product as uncharacterized. The coding region runs from base 1 to 2460 and encodes 819 amino acids. The record is from RefSeq and is a predicted model, not a curated record. Lineage: Eukaryota; Fungi; Ascomycota; Eurotiomycetes; Chaetothyriales; Herpotrichiellaceae. Gene Ontology annotation, molecular function: methylcrotonoyl-CoA carboxylase activity; metal ion binding; ATP binding. Gene Ontology annotation, cellular component: mitochondrion. The transcript has a single exon.